GCAACCAGGAAAAAGCAUGUUAUCCUGAUGUCUGUGAGCACCAGUCUGAGACGCGCGGAUGCUCCAGCAUGCCUCCAGAAGCAGAGAAAGAACAAAAGCACUGGAAUAGGUCUCCGGUUGCCUCUAGGCUCAGAGAAGCGAGGCCUUCCCACAGGAUCUCAAGUGUACUGUUAGCUGCAGAUACCUGCUCAGCUGGCUAAGUCUUUAACAUGGAAAGAAGGCUCAUAAAGAAGGAAAUGAAAAAGCUCUUCGGAGAUUAUAUUGGCAUCAGACUUCAGGAAAAUGAAUUUGACCCAAAAGGAAGAAGGGAACUUACCUUUCUAGAUCAUAUGGCACACUAUGACUUGGCCAUCAGUGUUGCUUUGCAAUGGCUGCAUCCCUCAGAAGACUUAACUUGGUUGGAGUGGGAGGAACUGAAAAUGCCAUUUCGUGGCAGACCCAUGUAUCCCAAUCGUAGAGAACGAGAAGCUAUGAUUUUAUCAUCUUAUGCUGGAAUCUUAAUGAACAGUAUCCCGAUUGAGGAAGUCUUUAGAAUUUAUGGGGCUGAUUCUUCUGCCAGUUCUGGUACCAUCAAGGUUCCCCGAGUUUCAUCUCUCCGUCUCUCCUUGCACCCCUUUGCCAUGUUAACAGCACCCAAAGCAGCAGAAUAUGCCCGCAAACAGAGUGUCAAGUCAAGAAAGGGAACAACAAAUAAAAAUGCCACCAGCAGCUCUACAAAGGAAGCAAAUGCCACGGAAUGGAAAUCAUCACAAAGGUUUUCAGACACACAGCCAAAGAACAAAGUCACUUAGAAAAUUGGAAUUGUACCAUGGAACUUCAUAAUAGAUUCUCUGGGAGCAGAUGAGAAGCAUCAUCUUAAAACCACAGCUUUUGCCAGUACAUUUUUCUUUACAACUAGUUUUUGAUAUAACUGCAUUGAAGUGUUAUUUUUGAUGUUGAGCUUUCUUCUUUUAGAAGCAUAUUACAUGGCUACAUUUUGUUAAAAAAAAAAAGUAUGAUCUUAUGCUACUUCAUUGUGACUGGCAGACUGCUGGAGAAUUCAGAGAGUAUAUAGUAUUUCUGUAUUAGAGCAAGCUGGCUUUGUAGCAUAUUUUACAAAUGUGUGGCAUUAAAUAUUGCACAGAGAUGGAGUAGGAGGCAAAUUUUCAAAGAGUUAAUCCAAAAUAAAAUUAAUCUGUCAUUGAUUGCCUUUACUGUGUUCUCAUAUGAAAAAAUUUUUAAAACUCAUUUCAAUAAAGCAUUAAAA
Messenger RNA from Mandrillus leucophaeus (drill), 1246 nucleotides. RefSeq names its product chromosome unknown open reading frame, human C2orf80. The transcript is spliced from 9 exons. The record is from RefSeq and is a predicted model, not a curated record. Lineage: Eukaryota; Metazoa; Chordata; Mammalia; Primates; Cercopithecidae. Bases 210 to 791 code for a protein of 193 amino acids.